AUGGAAAUAUUAGUUGGCGUCAAUAUUUGCGAUGAUACAACCUUCUGCCCGCAGGAUGCGGAUUGCAAUCAUGUUGAUUUUAGCUGCACCUGCCAUCCAGGAACACAGAAUGAAGAAAAAUGUUUUGGCAACGACUGUGCCACUUUUAGUUGCUGUCUUAUAAGCGAAUAUUUUGAUUGGAACGCCAGAGAAUGCGUUGAUAUCAACGAAUGCAACUCAACUGAACCUGUUUGUCCAAAAUCAAUGACUUGUUCAAACAUACCUUUGACAUAUGAAUGCACCUGCGAUUCUGGUUACGAAAAUGCUUCAUGUGAAGGAACAAAUUGCGACAAUUUCCAGUGCGUCGACGAGGACGAAUGUUUGCAAAGUCCAUGUCUCGUGAAUGAGAUCUGCAAUAACACCAUUGGAAGCUACAACUGUGACUGUAUUGAUGGCCUGAUUAGAGAAAGUGACAUUUGUGAGGAAAUUUUCGAGUGCGCGAAGGACGAAGAUCCCGUUUGUCCGGAGCAUACAACUUGUAAAGAUAUUUUCGCAAGCUUUGAGUGCACCUGUGACGCUGGGUUUCUAGAAGAAAUGUGCCAAGGAUACGAUAACUGCGCUGGUUUUCAAUGCAUUGAUGAAGAUGAGUGUGUUGUCGAUCCAUGUGCGGAAAAUAUGGCCUGCAACAAUACUGUUGGAAGUUUUGAGUGUAACUGUGUCGAGGGAAUGGAGAAAAUUGGCGGGAAAUGUGUCGAUAUUGACGAAUGCUUUUUGAUCUCGAAUCCGUGUCCUGAACAUUCGGUCUGUAAGAAUACGCACAAAGGCUUUGAGUGUCAUUGUAAAUCCGGGUUUUCUGGCGAUUUAUGCGUCGGACUUGAUGAUUGCUUAGACUUCAGUUGCGAAGAUAUUGAUGAGUGCUCGACUGGUAGCCAUUUGUGCGAUGAAUUUUGUGACAAUACUGUUGGAAAUUACAGUUGCUCAUGUUCUGUGACAAUGCGACAACACGGACUUUACCAAUGUCAGCCAGUUAUUUUUGACGGGGCUGACUUGCUGAACAUGGACGACGAUGAAUUGAAAAGAUUUGUAGAGCAAGAACUUACAGUUAUUGAGGAGAAAAUGGAAGCAGCUAUGAAUGACUCAGAAAUUGCAGCAGAAGCGAUCGUUUCUUUCGCGUCUAAAACCAUCGAUGCAAAUAACCAAGAAUAUAUUUUUAUCAAGCAAUCGAACGAAUACGAGCAGGGAAAGUACAAAGAACCAGUCAAAUCCUUCCUAGAUCGAGCAGCGAUUACCAAAUUGGUCUAUACUUCAAAACACAGAAUGGAUCUGAAAAUCACUCUUAGGCGCUUCUUUUCGUACUUCUUCCUGACACUGAGUCUUUACGGGCUUUCAACAGUCAUCGUUCCCGCCGAAAAAUACGAUCUGGACAAAAAUUUUCGCGACAAAAUCUCCAUCAUUCCUGGUAAAACACAACUUCAUGUCCAGUCAACUUGGGAUCUUCUGGAGAACGAAAUUUUGCCUCUUAUUCAUGCUAGAAACUACAGUAAUGGCGAAAUACCGAGAAAGAAAGAUAAAGCUUUUGCUCGAGACGGCGUGAAUUUCCGACUUGGGCCAUCUUCGCUCAAGCAGCAUCGAGACCAAUGCGGCUUUUUCACAACCGACUGGCAUGUUCAGCCGAAUGCCACCAAAAGAACAAUGCGCAAAAUGAGAAAAUCCCCGCUACUGUCUUCCUACUUCUCCGAGACGAGAUCAACUCUUUCGUCCGACAUCUAUCUUCAGACUCCCAAUCGGUUGUCCUCAAAUACUUGCGAAUUUACUUCCGAUCUCGGGACUUCAAAAGAAAGUGCUGAAUAUAUGCUCAAUUAUCUUCGGAAAAACGCAUGGUUCGAUCAAAAAACGAAGCUUCUGAUUUUCGAACAAAGUUUUUUGAACAUGAAUAUCAACUCUUUUGUAAAACUUCGGGUCAUUUUCGAAUUCGUCGAAGGCGGUGCGAUUUUGCCAACUCUGCUUUCUGCUGAUACACAUUUUAUCGACUUUGAAUGCUGUUGGACAGUAUAA
This is a messenger RNA of Oikopleura dioica, 2034 nucleotides long. NCBI's taxonomy places the organism in Eukaryota, Metazoa, Chordata, Appendicularia, Copelata, Oikopleuridae. The record is from the annotation of a GenBank genome assembly.